GAGGUGUAAGGUUUUCUCGUACAUCUCGUCUGUGUAUUUAUAUAACUUGCAAUGUUUAUAACUAUGUUUAUAAACUCACAAUGGAAUGAAUAAUCGAUGAAUGUUAACAAUGAAAUCUUCAUUAUCAACUGUACAAGAGUAAAUGGCACAGGUAGUACUUCGUACAGUCAACGUGCGGUUCGUGACAAGCAGAAUAAGGUGAACUACAAAUAGAAGUAAUAUUCAGCAAAGAUGUGAGUAAUCUGCCUCGUUGCGACCAAUAUGUGAGUGAGGAUUCAUAAGUUUGCAGCUGUUAGGAAUAAGUGCACUUCAAUUUGAAGAGUGGGACAAAAGUCGCGAAAAACGAAGGUACGGCAGGAUGCUUUGUUUAUGGAGAUCAGCUGUGUUACCAAACAUUCGUAUCGCUUUCGCUGCUGCGUCUACGACGCUUCUAUUUUCGGCGAAUAAAGAUGCUUAUAGAGCAACCAUCAACCGGUAGUUAAUUAAUCUUAAUGACAUGAAAGAAUGAAACGAGAAACUGUCAUUACCUGUGUAGAGCCAAACCGACGAGCAAAAACAAUGACAACGGUAUUGGAUGGCAGCUAUCAACGCAUGGAGCCAUAUGAAGGUGAGGAGGAAGAGGGGGAAGAUGACGAUCAUGAAGAAACACCUCAGGAGUCUGGUGUUAUGAUUCAUGUAGUACCAGAAGGGAACAAAGCUAGAUGGAAUCACAUAGAGGAUCUGGAUUCUUUUUUUACAAGAAUGUACCAUUAUCACCAAAAGCAUGGAUUCCUCUGUAUGAUGUUACAAGAAAUGCUGGAAUUAGGACAAUUCAUUUUUGUAGUUACAUUUUCAACUUUUCUCUUUCAUUGCAUCGAUUACUCCGUGCUAUUUAAGAAUAAAGUAACCAAUAGCACCUCGCACAAAACGUCGAUAAGCGACGCCAUAUUAUCAACUAGCGAGUGUACAGCGUCUAUGAAUGUGAUCACAUGGACUUGUAUUUUAGUAGCCGCAAUAUUUUGGAUCUUACGUUUGGUGAAAGUUUUGUACCAUCUCACGCAAUUUUGGGAUAUAAAGCAAUUUUUUAAUACCGCUCUCAAAAUCGAUGAUUGCGAUUUAGAUAAUUUGACCUGGCACGAAGUUCAAAAACGUGUCAGAGAAGUACAGAAAGAACAAGAAAUGUGUAUUCACAAAAGAGAGCUUACCGAAUUAGAUAUGUACCAUAGAAUAUUAAGAUUUAAAAAUUACAUGGUGGCUAUGAUUAAUAAAUCCUUGCUACCUGUACGACUCAAAGUCCCUAUUAUUGGAGAAGUUAUUUUCAUGACAAGAGGAUUAAAAUACAAUAUGGAAUUACUUCUAUUUUGGGGCCCGUGGUCUCCGUUUGAAAACAAUUGGCACCUCAAAGGAGAUUACAAAAAGCUGAACAAAAGACAGGAACUUGCAAGAACGCUGUCCAAACAUAUCUUAUGGGUUGGAAUAGCGAACUUCCUAUUUUGUCCAUUAAUUCUACUGUGGCAGAUACUUUAUUCCUUUUUUAAUUACGGAGAGAUCAUCAAGCGAGAGCCAGGAACUCUAGGUUCGAGAACGUGGUCUUUGUAUGGUAGAUUGUAUCUUCGACACUUCAAUGAACUCGAUCAUGAAUUGAACGCGCGGUUAAAUCGUGCGUACCGUCCAGCUUCAAAAUACAUGAGUAUAUUUACAUCCCCUAUUAUGACUGUUAUUGCAAAGAACGUUACUUUCGUGGCUGGAAGUAUAUUAGCAGUUUUAUUAAUGUUGACUGUAUAUGAUGAAGAUGUGCUAACAGUGGAACACGUGUUGACUACCAUGACCAUACUAGGUGCAAUGGUCGCAGGAGCAAGGGCAUUUAUACCCGAUGAAAAUUUAGUUUGGUGUCCAGAGACUCUUUUAACCGCUGUCCUAGCGCAUACACACUAUAGACCGGAUAGCUGGCGUGGCCAUGCUCAUACUCAAACCACGAGAGCGCAAGUGGCACAACUGUUUCAGUAUCGUGCAGUUCAUCUUUUAGAAGAAUUAAUUUCUCCUCUACUUACACCAUUCAUUUUAUGCUUCCAUAUGAGGCAGCGGGCCAUAGAUAUCGUCGAUUUUUAUCGAAACUUUACGAUCGAAGUUACAGGAGUAGGCGACGUUUGUAGCUUCGCGCAAAUGGACGUGCGAAAACACGGAAAUCCAAUGUGGCAAACAGUGACACAAAGCCCUGUCGAAGAUCACAGUACCGGAUAUGAUAAUCGGUAUGGCGUAGACCCGGAAACACUUCAUAUUCCUACGUCAAAUCAGUACACGCAAGCAGAAGACGGAAAAACAGAAUUAUCCCUGAUACAUUUUACUUUAACAAAUCCCGAGUGGGAACUGCCGAAUCACGCUGAAAAUUUUAUAUUCGCUUUAAGAGAAAGAGCUAAGAAAGACGGGAGUAGUGUAAUAAAUCCCUUUUUGUCAAGUUUAAGUAGGUUGUCUGGUCUGGGACCUGGUUACAAUGACAUAGUAUCGAACACCAUUCGAAGCACAAUGGUGAAUCAAUUAAGCAUGCCAAAUGCGAACAACGUAUUCGCGAAUCAACCUGGUACUUCGACUGCUUCGGUUGCGGCACAUAACUCGUUGAAUACCAAGUCGGACUUUUUAUCGCAUGCGGUUCGACGUAAUUUAAGGAAAGCAGAGGGUCCAGCAUACAAUGAUAAAGGAUUUUUUUUUGGAUUGCAACAAGGAAUAUCCAAUCAAUCGCUAGGUGCUUCUGUCUUUGGAUCAGGCUACGAAUUGUCUACAGAUUUGUCUGUACCAGUGGAAUUUACUGCUGCCGAUAUAUCUUUGUCUACGUUGUACCUGCAUGAACUUCAUCACAUACAAAUUAAAAGGAGAGGCUAUCAAGACGUGGCCACGAGAAGUAUAUGGCAACGAAGCCCUGUUCAAGAGCUUGCUACGCUUCCCGAAGUCAGACAAGAAAGAGCUCCGUUGCUGUUACAUCAAGACUGCUCUAUAAGAAACAGUCAAUAAUCGAAAUAUUACUUGAACGCUCAUUUGAAUGGCAUCUGAAUAAUUCGUGCAGUGAUAUCAUCACCUUUAAGAGAAUAAAAUGUUUUUAUCCGCUUUACAAUUAUAUGACGACCUCGUGAUUUAUUUUACUAUCAAGAGUAUAGCACCAACGUUUAAGAAUCUGUGUUAUCGAUGUAAAUACAAUAUCGAAAUGUUGCUUGACUAGACUCGCGUAGAACGGUCAGCUAUUUCGAAGAAUGCCUAUUCUAACGUCGACGGCCUAAAUACAAAUAUAUUUUAUGCGAGAAACGUCUACGUUUAUGAGCAAAAAAUUCUCAGAAUAUUGGUUUUGGAUAACGUUAGCAUUAGCACUAUGGAAACCAUCUAUCGUAAAAAUCGAAACUAAUCCUUCCUGCCUGAAAUUUACAAUGCAAAAUUGCUUUCUUUCGAAACGUUAUUUAUGCGUUGCAAAAGGUGAACGAGCUAUGUAAAUUUUAUAGGGCACAACUGAAAAGGGAUAUUCUUGCGUUUAAUUGUAAAAUACGAAUCUUUAUAUAUGGUAAUGUCAACUUUAGUUUCCAACGCCACGAUUUUCUAGUCAUGAAAUUAAUCGCGCGCCAUAGCAUAAACGAUUAUUUAUUUGUUAAAUGUAAUUACUCGAUAAACACGGUGGAUGGACGUUAACAGUUAAGGCACGCGAGAAAUCGUCUGUACAUACGCGAAUUUCCAUAUUCUUCACACUAACAUGGUGCAGCUAGCGACCUCGAGAGCAAAUUUUAUUCUACUUGAAAAACUUGCGAAUUAUCACGAGGCAUAAGUUAGGAACGAUUUAGCUCGUGUUUAUUCUUUGUUAUACGCAACUUUCGUUGUGCAAUAACUCGUAUAAUUGCCGAUUUUUAUCGGCAUUAAGCGACUACGACUCAUACCUUAAUGAUUUUUAAACAAAGUAACGCGUAACAAAAAUAAAUAAGAACCUAGUUUUUGCUAGGAAAAUCUUGUAUCUACAUGAUUCUAUGAAGAGGACUAUUAUUAUUAUUAAUAAUA
Molecule: messenger RNA, 4008 nt
Organism: Colletes gigas
Lineage: Eukaryota; Metazoa; Arthropoda; Insecta; Hymenoptera; Colletidae
Gene: Atg9
Product: autophagy-related protein 9A
Exons: 9
Coding region: 505-2985 (826 amino acids)
Biological process (GO): autophagy of mitochondrion; protein localization to phagophore assembly site
Cellular component (GO): autophagosome; phagophore assembly site
Source: RefSeq, a predicted model, not a curated record